UAUUAGAAACGGGGCAUACCUUGCGCUGGGGUCCGUGUGGGCCGUGGAUUGUAAGGGUGUGUCUGGAGAAAGAGAAGAGAGAAAAGCAGACGGCAGGAACGAUGAAAAGCUGGAACGCCAAAGUAUUCAUAGCAAUUGGACUCGUAUUCGUUGGCUUGUUAUACGUAUUUCGGAGCGGUGGGGUUGUCUUGGUUUCUACAUUAGACUACAAACAUAACCCUGUAGAUGAAUCUUACAACCGACCAAGAACGAAAGACGGUUUUGAAGGUUGCCAAGUGUCGACCUACAAAAACAGUGAGCUUGAUCAAGCCAUUCAUUCGUGGAGAACAUUUGGAAUGCAUCACCGAGAUAUUAAUUAUACUGCUUUAGCUGAACUGAAGGCAGAGUUUGACAGGAUAUUUCAGUAUUACGAACUAGUGUAUCAGCAAUAUAGAAAAAUUACACGUAAUCGAAAUUUAUUUUCAGAUAAUUUUUCGCACAAUAUCCGUUUCAAGACAUCUGGUAAACAUUUAAAGCUUUACAUACGUGAAUUCAAGGGGAAACAACCAACCAAGGGCGGAACCACGUUUCGAAUUGCUUUAGAAGGAGAAGAGAAAGUGCUGUGUGAUGUCCAUGACAGUUUUGAUGGAAACUACACUGCGUGCUGCCCCCUAGUGAGCGGGUGUGUUGACGUCAAGGUUAUUCUCCAGUACCUAGAAUUUGAACCAUUUUUGCAGAGAUCCCACGGCGACGUGAGGCCAGAGCUCAACAAGCUACUAAAGCAAUUCCAGUGGUGCUCCCCCUAUAACACAGCAAGGAAAAUCGCCUCAUUAAAUGACACUUCACUGGCCAAAAUAUCUCAAACUCACUGCCAAAAUAAAACGAUAAAGGACUACCUCGGUGGGCGUUGGCUUAAAACACAAAAUGGUUGGCGGUGGGGGACAGAGGACAGGUGUUUAUUUAACUACAUGCCCCGGCGAGAGGUGACCCGCUGUUACAAUAAACUGAACUCGAUCACAUUUAUUGGUGAUUCCCAUUUGCGUAACACGGGGGAUUAUUUCAUAGAACUUUUAGGAUACAAUAUGGCGAACGUGACCUAUCACCGGCAUUAUGACUACAUUCCCGAACCAAAGAUCUCAAUUCUGUGGGCACCCUGGCCCGAUACCGCCAUAGAAAGACUAGUCAACUUAACUAAAGAUCAGAGUAGCGUUCGAACCCAAAACGACGUUGUUAUCCUUAUGACUGGACAGUGGGAUUUUUGGAUGAGGGGACCCAUGGGGUUCUUUGAGGAAUCUUCACAAAAGUUGGCUAACGCUUUGAAAAAUUUUAAACAGGAUCCUUUUUGGAGCAAGAGCAGGGUUCUGUGGAUGCAGCAGAUAGCUUAUCCCCGAGGUGUAACACAGGCAGGAUUUCGCAGUAACCCCAUCUCUUCCGCGGCAAACGCUUGGAUGGAAACCAAGCUGCGUGACGUAGAUGUUGACGUCAUAGAUUCUUUACACGUCACACGCCCUUUGUAUUAUGAAAACCACUGCGGUUGUCAUUACUUAUGCAGGAAGUGGGGUCACUUUGAUCAUACCGUGGGAGAAGUGGGGAAGACGCUCGCGCAUCUACUCUUUAAAAGUAUGUGCGGACUGUGAUAAAUUG
Lingula anatina is the source of this 1623-nucleotide messenger RNA. RefSeq lists its product as uncharacterized. The record is from RefSeq and is a predicted model, not a curated record. NCBI's taxonomy places the organism in Eukaryota, Metazoa, Brachiopoda, Lingulata, Lingulida, Lingulidae.